This is a messenger RNA of Ctenocephalides felis (cat flea), 1985 nucleotides long. It is a transcript of the gene IntS11, whose product is annotated as integrator complex subunit 11. Gene Ontology annotation, cellular component: nucleus. Bases 1 to 1788 code for a protein of 595 amino acids. Gene Ontology annotation, biological process: snRNA processing. NCBI's taxonomy places the organism in Eukaryota, Metazoa, Arthropoda, Insecta, Siphonaptera, Pulicidae. The record is from RefSeq and is a predicted model, not a curated record. The transcript has 4 exons.
AUGCCUGACAUUAAAAUAACACCAUUAGGUGCCGGGCAAGAUGUUGGCAGGAGUUGCAUUUUGUUAUCGAUGGGUGGUAAAAAUAUAAUGCUGGAUUGCGGAAUGCAUAUGGGUUAUAACGAUGAAAGGCGCUUUCCGGAUUUUUCCUAUAUAGUUCCAGAAGGUCCAAUAACCAGCCACAUAGAUUGUGUUAUUAUAUCACAUUUUCAUUUAGAUCAUUGUGGGGCUUUACCCUAUAUGUCUGAAAUGGUAGGUUAUACUGGUCCUAUUUACAUGACACAUCCCACCAAAGCCAUCGCUCACAUAUUAUUAGAAGAUAUGAGAAAAGUAGCAGUUGAGCGUAAAGGAGAAUCAAAUUUUUUUACAAAUCAAAUGAUAAAAGAUUGUAUGAAAAAAGUUACCGCUGUCACCCUGCAUCAAUCUGUCAUGGUUGAUAGUGAAUUGGAAAUUAAAGCUUAUUAUGCAGGACACGUUUUGGGUGCUGCAAUGUUUCAUAUUAAGGUAGGAUCACAAUCUGUAGUUUAUACAGGAGAUUAUAACAUGACACCUGAUCGUCAUUUGGGUGCUGCUUGGAUUGAUAAAUGUAGACCAGAUCUAUUAAUUACAGAAUCAACUUAUGCCACAACGAUACGUGACUCUAAACGAUGCAGGGAACGUGAUUUUUUGAAGAAAGUACAUGAAUGUGUAGACAAAGGAGGGAAAGUUCUCAUACCAGUUUUUGCAUUAGGCAGAGCACAAGAAUUAUGUAUUCUAUUAGAAACUUACUGGGAACGAAUGAACUUGAAAAGCCCAAUAUAUUUUGCAGGAGGGCUAACAGAGAAAGCAAAUAAUUAUUACAAAAUGUUCAUAACAUGGACAAAUCAAAAAAUAAGGAAGACUUUUGUACAAAGAAAUAUGUUUGAUUUUAAACAUAUAAAACCAUUUGAUAAAUCAUAUAUUGAUAAUCCUGGAGCAAUGGUGGUUUUUGCUACUCCAGGAAUGUUACAUGCUGGACUCUCAUUGCAAAUAUUUAAGAAAUGGGCACCUUUUGAGAACAAUAUGAUUAUAAUGCCUGGAUAUUGUGUUCAAGGAACUGUUGGCCACAAAAUUUUAAAUGGAGAAAAAACUGUUGAAUUUGAAAAUCGACAAGUUGUAGAAGUGAAAAUGGCAGUUGAGUAUAUGUCUUUCUCCGCUCAUGCAGAUGCCAAAGGAAUUAUGCAACUGAUACAAUACUGUGAACCAAAGAAUGUACUUUUAGUACAUGGAGAAGCAAUAAGAAUGGAAUUUCUGAAGGAAAAAAUUAAGAAAGAAUUUGGAAUUGAAUGUUAUAAUCCUGCUAAUGGUGAAACUUGUGUUAUAUCAACACCUGUAAAAAUACCAAUAGAUGUAUCACUACCAUUGCUUAAAGCCGAAGCUAAAAGAUACAGUGCACAACCUCCUGAUCCCAAACGUAGGCGCCUUAUUCAUGGAGUUCUUAUUAUGAAGGAAGGCAAACUUUCCCUGCUUGAUAUAGAUGAAGCUUGUCAAGAAAUUGGAAUAAAUAGACAUAUUGUCCGCUUUACCUGUACAGUUAGGCUAGAAGAUCCUGGACCUAUAAAUCAAACAACUGACAAAUUGUAUAAAUUAGUUAAAGACAGACUUACUGCAUGGACUGUACAAAUGUCAGAAAAUACAAUUUCCUGUGAGACUGUUUUGAUAAAGGUAGAAGGAGGUGAUGAAGCAUUAAAGAAUGUCUAUGUAUCCUGGACGAAUCAAGAUGAUGAUUUAGGAAGUUACAUUUUGAGAUUACUUCAAACAAUGGGAGAAUAAAUGAAUUGCUAUGCUUGAUUUCAGGCCAACCAUGAAUGCGAGUUUCAUAUCCUUUGCCUCACAAUAGUGAAUGGCCCAACCAAGUAUUCUGCGGUCAAAUCCACAUGAAAAAAAGUUGCAGGGGUUUGACAUAUCAUCAGACCAACAUACAGAAGAUACCAUACGUCUAUGCCCCUAUGAAUAAAAUUAUAAUCACG